AUGCGGCAGUCGGUGGCUGCAAGGCAGUUGAACACCACGCGGGAACACGAUCACAAUCUACUCUACUCGUCAUGCGGCAAUUAUGUUGGCCGUUACGGCGACGCUCGAGAUAUGCGGUUCCAUCGUCGCCCUGCUCUCAACCCGCCAGGUUCCGUGAGGCGAUAUCGGACGUGCUUCCCGUCCACGAGACUGUUCGAAAGUGACCCCUUGUCGGUGGCACAAUUGCUAGGACCGAUUCAUGAACAGGAGCGUAGCCCUGACUGA
Seminavis robusta is the source of this 264-nucleotide messenger RNA. The record is from the annotation of a GenBank genome assembly. Lineage: Eukaryota; Bacillariophyta; Bacillariophyceae; Naviculales; Naviculaceae.